AUGCUUUCAGACCCAUCCUCUAGUUCAAAAUUCUCAGAUUUACUUCAUUUCAUACUUAAUUCAAACAAAAAGUCAAAUAAAUUCUAAAGAAUUCUCCCUCAAUUAUCAAUCACAGAGACUCUAAAUAAUUCCAUUAAAAAUGGUCGCUCAAGAAUUCAUUCUCUAAAACAUGAACCUACUGGUUUCAUUACUUAAAGGAUUGAGUUUAUACAAAACACUGGAGAUUAUUGUUACAAAGCUUUGAAUCAACAAACCUUAUCAUUAAAACAUUAGAGAGGGAGAAUUGACGAUUCAAUGGAAAAAUCUGUAGGAGCUAGUCCAUCAGUUCAUUCAUAUUAAACAACAAAGGAAGUUUAAAUACCCAUCUAUGUUAGAGUCAAUAAGAUUAAGGAGAAAUUAUAACCUCUAAAAGUACCUAGAUGA
This is a messenger RNA of Paramecium tetraurelia, 423 nucleotides long. RefSeq lists its product as uncharacterized. The transcript is spliced from 2 exons. NCBI's taxonomy places the organism in Eukaryota, Ciliophora, Oligohymenophorea, Peniculida, Parameciidae. The record is from RefSeq and is a predicted model, not a curated record.